AUGCCUUCAAUAAAGUUGCAGAGCUCUGAUGGAGAGAUAUUUGAAGUUGAUGUUGAAAUUGUGAAACAAUCUGUGUCUACUAAGGCCAUGCUGGAAGAUUUGGGAAUGGAUGAUGAAGGAGAUGAUGAUCCAGUCCCCCUGCCAAAUGUUAAUGCAGCAACAUUAAAAAAGGCAGCAAACUACUUGGACAUCAAAGAUUUGCUUGAUGUUACCUGCAAGACUGUUGCCGAUAUGAUCAAGGGGAAAACUCCUGAGGAGAGUCAAAAGACAUUCAGUAUCAAAAAUGAUUUUGCUGAAGAAGAAGAAGCCCAGAUAUGCAAAGAGAACCAGUGGUGUGAAGAGAAGUAA
Messenger RNA from Physeter macrocephalus (sperm whale), 348 nucleotides. Its product is annotated as S-phase kinase-associated protein 1-like. The record is from RefSeq and is a predicted model, not a curated record. NCBI's taxonomy places the organism in Eukaryota, Metazoa, Chordata, Mammalia, Artiodactyla, Physeteridae. Gene Ontology annotation, cellular component: cytoplasm; nucleus. The transcript has a single exon. Bases 1 to 348 code for a protein of 115 amino acids. Gene Ontology annotation, molecular function: cullin family protein binding. Gene Ontology annotation, biological process: SCF-dependent proteasomal ubiquitin-dependent protein catabolic process.